Botrytis deweyae is the source of this 1608-nucleotide messenger RNA. RefSeq lists its product as uncharacterized. NCBI's taxonomy places the organism in Eukaryota, Fungi, Ascomycota, Leotiomycetes, Helotiales, Sclerotiniaceae. The transcript is spliced from 3 exons. The record is from RefSeq and is a predicted model, not a curated record. The coding region runs from base 281 to 994 and encodes 237 amino acids.
CCAUCUUCCAUCCAAUUUCCGUUCCUUCCCAAUUUCAUCUUCAUCUUCAUCUUUCGUCUUCAUUCUUACUUGAAACAAAAAGACCAUCAUUCCCUCUCAUUAUAUAUAUAUUCCUUCUUGGAUAUUCACUGUCGUUCAUCUACAACAACAACAACACCAACAACAACCCAACUUCAUCAAAUUAUCAUAUAAUCUUAUUCUUCGGUAAAUCCGUAAGUUCAUUCACUCGCAAAUCUUUUACAGUCAAUCAAUCGUCUUUAAGAAUACCUCAAUAAUCAAAAUGCAAUUCAGUACUCUCUUCCUCGCCGCUGCUGCAGCAACUCUUGCCAGCGCUGUCCAAUUGACUAACUCCGACUUCGCCGUCACCGCUGGAACUCCGUUCAACAUCACCUGGUCAGAUGCCGAAGGACCUGUCACCCUUCUCCUCAAGAGUGGCCCAUCCACUGACCUCACCACUGUCUCCACCAUCGGCAGUGGAUUGACCGGAACAUCUUACUCCUGGACUCCAUCAUCCGGUCUUGACUCCAGUCUCUAUGCUAUUGAGAUCCAAGAUUCCACCAGCACACCAAACUACAGUCAACAAUUCCAAGUUUCAGGUGCUACUGCCGCUGCUUCAACUGUGACUGCUUCUUCUACAAGUGCUUCUUCCGCUUCAGGAUCUUCCACUUCUGGCACUUCCACCGGAUCUUCCACUGGUUCCUCCACUGGAUCUUCCACCAGCUCUUCAACUGCCUCUUCUACUGGCUCUUCUUCUUCAAACGGUACCUCAACUUCUGCUUCUUCUUCCCCUACUGCUAGCGGCAACAGCAGCACCACUCUCAGCGGUUCCAGCUCUGCCUCAAGAACCAGUGCAUCCUCAUCCAGAACUGCUUCAUCCAGCUCCACUCGUGGCACUUCCACAGCAACCUCUGCCCCAACCUCAGCAGCUGCUGAGUUUGCUUCCCCACUCGCAUUCAUCUUCCUUGCAUUUGCAGCCAUCGUCACCCUUAACUAAGAAGACAAUUUUUAAGUUAUGGAUGCAUGAUUUUCCACUUCGUACCCGAUUACUUUCGAUUUCAAUUCAAAUUGUCGAAAGUUUUAUUUUAAUUCCUAUAAUGUACUUUACGCAUAAACGAUGAUGGUUUGGAGGUUUAAUUUUUGGGAAUGAUUUCAUGGUGGAGAAGGGAAGAUAGCAUGAAUGAAUGGGUAUGGUCAUGAGGAUUCUUGAUUGCUACUUUUACAUUGAGAAUACAUCAUGUAUGAUUGGUUCGAAAAGGCAAAGCGUUUACAAGGCGUUUAUUUUCGUCUUUCUUCUACAGUUGCGGAUUAUUGAGAUAGAGGAGUAGAGUUUACACAGCGGUUAGAGAGAUUGAAUUGUGAUUCGAGACUACGGGUUUCGAAGCCGAUAGAUUAAUGGAAUAGAAAUAUUCAGCCAUUCAACCAUAUCUUCACUGGAUUGACAAUAAUCAUGAGAUCUGACAUUAUGUUUGCACCGAAUUACGAUACUAGAGUGCGUAGGCGUUUGAGCCUCCCAAAAGUAAGCUUACACAAUAGUUUCACUGCAGGCUCGUCAGUCAGUGGUUAUCCAAGGAUUGAGAUUGGUGUUGAGAUCUCCCUCGUGCUCAUGUG